This is a messenger RNA of Anopheles arabiensis, 2203 nucleotides long. Its product is annotated as cilia- and flagella-associated protein 206. The record is from RefSeq and is a predicted model, not a curated record. Lineage: Eukaryota; Metazoa; Arthropoda; Insecta; Diptera; Culicidae. Gene Ontology annotation, cellular component: ciliary basal body; axoneme. The coding region runs from base 171 to 2099 and encodes 642 amino acids. The transcript has 5 exons. Gene Ontology annotation, biological process: regulation of cilium beat frequency.
AACUUGCCCAUGCGAGCGAAAACCCCUAACCUUGGCUACCGAUAAAACAUUUCGCUUCAGUGUCGAGCGUACCGUGGUUCCGACAACACAGCACAGGAACGCUUUGCCCCAGGAGCAAAUUUCACCAACAAAAAUUUCCCACAUCGCACCACAGCCCACUCGCCAGCGCAAUGUCUGCCUUCAUCAACGUGCCUCGUGCGCGCCUACUAGAGCCGAAUGCGGCCCUAUCGCCGCUGCUGCAGGAAAUCCUGCGCCACUGUGAGCGUCGCAACAUCCGGUACGACCGUCCGCUGGUACACUUCGUCAUGAAUCUGCUCAGCCUGGACCCACGGUACGAGCUGUUCAUGGAGACGGUCAGUGCCGAGCGGCGCAAUCACGACGACUUUGUGGAGGCGUGCUGCACCGUCCUGAACGAUGACCGGUCGCCAACGCUCAUCACGCUCCGCAUGCAGUGCUACUUCCUGGGCAACUUCUUCGACCGGGACGAGAUAGUGGAGAAGCAUGCGCGCAAUCUGCAGGCGAAAACGUUCGCGCUGACGAAGGAAAUCAUCGAUCACGACGUGAUCACGAAGGACGAGCAGGACGAGGUGUUUAACAAGGUGAUAGUGGACAUCGUGGUGAAUAUGGGGCUGGGCAAUCCGGAGUGCAAGGACGUGAUGGCGGAAACGAUGCGUGCCCUCAACUCGGUCAUGUCGCGCAGCGAUAAGGCAAAGUUUGUCACGCUCGAUCGGAAGGAGCGGCUGAUGGCGCUGAAGGACAUCAGGGAGAUUGUGGCCGGGAUACGAAUCUUUAACAAGCACUCCGGCAACACGGCCAACGGAAUGGCGGAUUUGCCGAAAAUAAUCGACCAGUCGCACGAAUCGACCAAAUCGAUACUCCAAAUCACGCUGUGCGAAAUCAUGGACAAGGUGAACCUGCUUACCAGUGCGCUGAGCGCGGCAAUUGCCUACGACUUGCGGAACCGGUCGAUCAUUACGCUGCUGCCGGAGAACAUUACGGCGGACGAUUUCGAAAUGAUCAAGGAUCUGCUGGCCAUGUACCGGCAGCACGAGGUGUACACGCGCAAGCUGAUCGAUGAGCUGGCCGGCAUUAAGCUGCUGAUUGACGGCUGCAAGCAGGAGUACGAGGCGCGGCUGCUGCGCAUCCACGAGGCCGUACAGUACCGUACGGCCAUCCCGACGGAUCGUGUUUUUCCGAAAUUUUCCGAGCUGACGCGCGUUUGGUUGCAGUUUCAAAAUUUCGUGUUUCUUCUGUCGGAAAUGAACCAAAUCAGCAAUACGCUCACGAGCCUAACGGAGCGAUGUGCGAGCUUUGACGAUUUGGCUUAUCGUUUGCUGGGCGAAAGCCAGAUACAAACCGAUAUCGAUCGGUUGAAUAAGGUAAGCGCGAAGCGCUUGAGCCUGCCCGAUCCGAAGAGCUGUGAAAUUGUCCCGUACGAGGAAGGCAUGCAGAUGCAACUGCUCAAAUUCUGCCUGUGGCAUUUGGCCGAAGGUAAGGGACUGCUCAUGCCCGGAAGCAUCGAGCUGGGCGUGUGUCGGGUGCAGAAGGAACAUUAUCUGUUUAACAUCCCCGAGCCGGUUACCUUCUUCGACGAGGAUCCCAACAAAUACUUCUUCAAAAUAGUCGAGACGGCAAGGAAGAAAGUUCAGCUCAUCUGUCUGCUGAAUAUGUACGACAAGCUGCAAGCAUCGUAUAGUGCGCCACGCUGCGAAGGCUUCCAGAUGAAGCUAACGACCACCUGCGACCAGGAAGUACAGACGGACCUGCACCCGAUCCCCUCCAACAUCGAUCGUGAGUACCGGUGGAACGUUUGGGACUAUCGCCGGGAAGCGAUCCGGCUGGCCAACAUACGCACCAAGCGGACCACCUCCGUGCAGACGCUCGAAUCGAGCCGUGCCAUUCCCAAGUCCACCCAGGUCUAUCUGGACAAGGUGCAGGGCACCCAGACGCGCGUUAGCCGCAGCACGGAAACGGAGCAACGGCGUCAGACGACGGGUCUGAAAGUGAUCGAACCGUCCGCACCGUCCCCGUUGAAGGUGUACGCGCUAACGCUCGCGCAAGCAAGUCGUUCCGGGUUUAAUCGAAAUGGAGAGCGUUAGGGGAGGUUUUGGUAGCAGAAAUCGACACAAUAGUCCUAUUAGGUGUAGUAUGAGUGUAGUAAAUGUGCCGUUCGGUCUCGUACGACUAACCAAAUCCACAAUGC